UCAGCAUCAGCAUCAUUCGCCCUGAAGACUAGCGCCGUGCUGCUGUCAGCACCACAGUUCCGAGAUCUGCUUGUAUAUCAGUGUCUUAAAGUGCAUAUUCUUCUUCUUAAAUUCUUGAACAGCUCGUUUAAAGAUGUUGGCGUGCACUGAAAUGAUCACGAUGUGUCUCCAGUCUGCAAAGCGCGAGCAUCUCCGCUCCAAACAGCAGCAGCAGCAGCAUCAGAUGCAGGAUGCGGUUCACGGACUGCCCAUCUUUCACGAUAUUUUCCGUCGAGCUGACAAAAACGAUGACGGGAAGCUGUCCUUCGAGGAGUUUAAAGCGUAUUUUGCAGAUGGGAUACUGACGACCGACGAGCUGCGAGAGCUGUUCUACUCCAUCGAUGGACGGCAGACGAAUAACCUCGAUACAGACAAACUAUCAGAUUAUUUCUCCCAGCAUCUUGGGGAAUACCUGGAUGUUCUGUCAGCAUUAGAGAAACUCAACGUCGCUGUCCUGAAGGCCAUGGACAAGACAAAGGAGGAGUACCAGGGUUCGUCUGUUCUGGGGCAGUUUGUGACCCGCUUCAUGUUGAGGGAGACGUCCAGUCAGCUGCUGUCGCUCCAGAUGUCUCUGCAGUGUGCAAUGGAGGCCGUGGAGGCUCAGAGCAGCACCUCUCCGGUUGAAGUUAAGAUCCCGGAGAAUCUGAUAAUACAGAAGAACAACAGAAGAUGUGGCCGUCGAGUGCAGAAGAACAUGUGUCUGUCCCCCACUGAUCCGUACUCGGGGAUUCUCACUACUGGUGUUUCAGUGGAUACAGAUGAACACUGGUGCUCUCAGAUCAACAGACUGCAGCAGCUCAUCGACAAACUGGAGUGUCAGAGUCCAAAGUUGGAGCCACUGAAAGAAGAUACACUUGCCAGUACAUACAAGUCGAACAUUCUGCUGGUGCAGAGACAGAUGAGCGUGACAGAGAGAGAUCUCGAGGAGUUCCAGAAGGCUCUGAAGACCUACGCAGACACCACCUCCAAUCAGAACGACAGCCUCCAUGUUUCCAUCCAGAAGCUUCCAGAGAAGAGCUGCUACAUCAUCUAUGAGUUCUGGCAGGACCGUAUCUCCUGGAUGAGUUAUUUGCAGUCUGACGCCAGUAAGAUGUUCCAGCGCUGCAUCAUAGACAUGCUGGAGGAUCCAGAGAUCGUCUCCACCAUGCUCAUGCCAGCGUCCUGGUGGAUCAUGACAAACAACUAACAGCAGCAAGAAACAAAAUUAAUAAGUAAACCUAAAAAAAAAAGAUUGAAUCAUCGUGUUGCAUUUUAUAAAGUAAUGUCUGAUUUCCGAUAGCUCACUGAAAACAAAACUCAUUACACAGGGUUGUGCAUCAUUCAGAACUGAAUUCAGAUGCUUUUUCAUUUCCAGUUCAGUUUUUCUGAAUUUGCAUCGACUUAGAUGCAGCAGAAGUGUUUUAAAUAAUUUAUUUCAUUAUUAUUUAAUUCUUGAGUUGAUUACAUUUUGAACUUUUGAAAGGAAUCCAGAAACGUUUGUCAAGGUAUAAUCAUUUAUUUUGUUAUUUUAUUAUUGAGUCAUUUUUAAUUGUAUUAAAAUAAAAUGUAUUUUAUUAAAAUUAAAUUAAUUCACUACUUUUCCUUUUCUGGGCUAUAGUGGAUGCACACUUAAUUUCACAGGAAUUAUAAUAUCUGAAGAUUAAUUUUUGAUGCUAAUGUUUAUUUUUAAAGUAUUAUUUUUAAUUUGUCUGAUGGACAAUUUUGUGAUAAAUCUUUUAAUUGUUUUGAAAAUUGUAACUCAGUUUAGCAAAAUAUGUCUGAUCAGUUAAAAGAAAAAAUAAAUGUAAAUAGACAUAAUUAGCCAAAAAUAUUAUUGUAAAUAUUUAUGUUUUAGAGCUUAUGUUGUUUCAAGAUAAAUUCUUCUGUCUUCAGUUUCUUGGGAGUUGAAGUGCAGUAGAUUCUCAUUUCAGCAUUCGGUUCAGUUCAGAUUCACACUCAUGAAGGGAAAGGAUCUGAAUCUUCAGCUCUAAAUCCUGCUCAACUCGAUGCUAACAGGCAUGGGUCUAAUAUCCUCGCAUGUACAGAAAACCAAAGUGUAUUUUGCUCCUUCCCGUUACGAAGCUUUUAAAGCCAGUAGCUUUGAUGCAGAUACAGCGAAUCUCAGAGAAAAACACCAUGAAGAAAAACAAGAAUUCAUGUCUUCUUGUAAAUUAUUAAGAUAACAUUAACAAAAUGAUCUGCUACUUGAGUCUAACACCUUUAAAGUCUUUUAAUUCUCUGGAUAGGAGAACGCCGAUAGAAGGAAGAAUGAACUUAUUUCUCAACAGAAGUCGAGUGUGAAUAGAAUAGAAAUUUAAUGAAGAUGUACAGCUUUGUUAUUUCUCUGUAAACCUUCCUGAAGGUGUUUAAAGGACUAGUUCACCCAAACUAAUCGCCAUCAUUUACUCACAAUCAUGUUGUUUCAAACCUGUACACUAAACACAUUUAGCUACUCAGAUUUUUUUAUUUAUAUUUAUUUAAAAUACAACUGCAAAAAAUAUAUUUGCUAAAAUAUAAUAUAUUUUCUGACCAAAUAUUCUUUGAUAAUUAAUUUAAUAUUUAUAUAU
Carassius gibelio (silver crucian carp) is the source of this 2585-nucleotide messenger RNA. RefSeq names its product N-terminal EF-hand calcium binding protein 3 (gene necab3). Gene Ontology annotation, molecular function: calcium ion binding. NCBI's taxonomy places the organism in Eukaryota, Metazoa, Chordata, Actinopteri, Cypriniformes, Cyprinidae. Bases 134 to 1225 code for a protein of 363 amino acids. The transcript has 13 exons. Gene Ontology annotation, cellular component: endoplasmic reticulum; cytoplasm; Golgi cis cisterna. Gene Ontology annotation, biological process: regulation of amyloid precursor protein biosynthetic process. The record is from RefSeq and is a predicted model, not a curated record.